GGUUAAAAGACGCACAGCGGCAUCGGUCUCUUUGGGAGGCAGCAUGGCAGCGAUCGCACCGGUAGCGUUCGUCCCGAUGUUGGUAUUUCUAUUUUUCCUGGCGCUUGUCUGCGACGCAGCGAAUAGUCACCUCAAGCGCGAUGCCGUGGAUGCUUUCAAGGCUCUUGCUGCGUUUCCUUACGCUGUAGCCAUGGCCGCUACUAACGACGACGGAGAGUUCGACUGCAUGACCGCGGUUCGGACGGUAUUCAGUGAAGACCCGCCCAGCAUCGUCUAUGAGUCUUUACUCAAGGGCCACAACGCUGAAAAAAACCGCACUAUCACCUACCACAUCAAGCCUGGCCCGACGUCUGACACAACAGAGUUCACUGUCAACAAUGAUUUCGAGAAUACGUUACAAGCCCACUUCCUCUUCUCGAACUACAAAGACUGCAUUAUCAUGGAACUUCCCAUCUAUGACAAGCAAGUGUGCGUUAUGUGGACCUUGGAGACGCUCGCUGAUGAUGUUCCAUCGAUCUGCACAGAGCAACUCAAGACAACUGCGACAAUGCCAGACAGGCCUAUGACGAGGAAACCUGUGGCCCAUUUGGCCAGUAGUUUGGCCUAAUUCGAGAUUACCUUUAACAAGCUGGUGCCUAUAACUUUGAAGCGAAAAAGAAACACUGGAUAUAAUUAAGCCUCUCAAAUAAAUGAGUAAUUCAUUUGGCUGUUCUAAUCGAAUCCAUGCAAUGUGCGGUGUCUCUUUUGCAAUACUGGUACACAGGCAUAUGUUUUGGCAGACCGUUUGAAAUGUACAAUGAUAUAUUUUCAGCCCUUUCACAUCUGAACUUAAAGUAUUACCCCAUCAUUGGUAGAAAAACGUAUACCAACAG
This is a messenger RNA of Dermacentor silvarum, 872 nucleotides long. RefSeq lists its product as uncharacterized. The coding region runs from base 44 to 607 and encodes 187 amino acids. The transcript has 5 exons. The record is from RefSeq and is a predicted model, not a curated record. NCBI's taxonomy places the organism in Eukaryota, Metazoa, Arthropoda, Arachnida, Ixodida, Ixodidae. Gene Ontology annotation, molecular function: amine binding. Gene Ontology annotation, biological process: symbiont-mediated perturbation of host defenses.